AUGUCAACUAUCCAAAACUUAAACUCGUUCGAUCCUUUCGCCGACACUGGUGAUUCGGAAGCUCAAGCUACCAAUUACAUCCAUAUCAGAAUCCAACAAAGAAAUGGUAGAAAGACUUUGACAACUGUUCAAGGUCUUCCACUGGAGUAUGACUUGAAGAAGAUCUUGAAGGUGUUGAAGAAAGACUUCGCAUGUAACGGUAACCUCGUUAAAGACGAAGAUAUGGGUGAAGUUAUCCAAUUACAAGGUGACCAAAGAGUUAAGGUUGCUGAAUUCUUGAUUUCUCAGUUACAAAUACCAAAGAAGAACAUCAAGAUUCAUGGUUUCUGA
Messenger RNA from Yamadazyma tenuis ATCC 10573, 330 nucleotides. RefSeq names its product translation initiation factor eIF1 (gene SUI1). Gene Ontology annotation, cellular component: eukaryotic 43S preinitiation complex. Gene Ontology annotation, biological process: translational initiation. The record is from RefSeq and is a predicted model, not a curated record. Lineage: Eukaryota; Fungi; Ascomycota; Pichiomycetes; Serinales; Debaryomycetaceae. Gene Ontology annotation, molecular function: translation initiation factor activity; ribosomal small subunit binding; RNA binding.